Messenger RNA from Dovyalis caffra, 1392 nucleotides. Lineage: Eukaryota; Viridiplantae; Streptophyta; Magnoliopsida; Malpighiales; Salicaceae. The record is from the annotation of a GenBank genome assembly.
AUGAACCCAGCAAGACCCAUUACUACUUUCAGGCUAGCCUCUCUUCUCCGUCUCCAAAAAGAUCCUAAACUCGCUCUCAAGCUCUUUAAAAACCCAAACCCAAAUCCUAAAACCCCUUUAAAACCCAUUCCAUACUCUCUUCUCUCUUAUGAUCUCAUCAUCACCAAGCUUGGCCGUGCCAAAAUGUUCAAAGAAAUGCAAGAAAUCCUUGCCCAACUCAAAGAAGAAAUCCGUUUCACCUCCAAAGAAGCUCUCUUUUGCGACAUAAUCAAUUUCUAUGGCCGUGCCCAUCUCCCUGAAAACGCACUCAAAGUGUUUGAUGAAGUGCCUUCGUUUCGUGUCCAAAGGACUAUAAAAUCGUAUAAUUCGUUGCUAAAUGUAUUCUUGAUGUGCAAGGAUUUUGAUAAAAUGAGGGAACUUUUUGUGGGUAUCGAGAAAUUUGGGAAAGCAGAUGCUUGUACUUAUAAUUUAUUGAUUCGUGGGUUUUGUACCAGUGGGAGAAUAGAUGAUGCGUGCAAAGUGUUUGAUGAAAUGAAAAAAAGAGGUGUUAGUCCUAAUGUGAUUACAUUUGGGAAUUUGAUUUAUGGGCUUUGUUUGAAUUUGAGAUUGACGGAGGCUUUUAAGCUGAAGACAGAUAUGGUUAAGGUCUAUAGGGUGUAUCCUAAUGCUUAUAUUUAUGCCUCGUUGAUUAAGAGGCUUUGUGAGAAUGGUGAGUUAAAUUUAGCUUUUAGGCUCAAGGAGGAGAUGAUUAGAAAUAAAAUUGAAAUGGAUUCAGCAAUAUAUUCGACUUUGAUUAGUGGGCUUUGUAAGGUUGGGAGAAAGGAGGAGGCUUUAAUUGUCUGGGAGGACAUGAAAGUAAGUGGGUGCAAACCUGAUACUGUGACUUACAAUGUGAUGAUUAAUUUGUUUUGUAAGGAUAAGGAUUUUGAAGCAGCUUAUAGAUUGUUGGAUGAGAUGGUGGAGAAAGGGUGUAAGCCUGAUGUUAUUAGUUACAAUGUGAUCCUUCGAGAGCUGUUUAAUGAAGGGAAAUGGGGUGAAGCAAAUGAUUUAUUUGAAGACAUGCCAAGACGUGGCUGUUCUCCUGAUGUUGUUUCCUAUAGGAUUCUUUUUGAUGGGCUUUGUAAUGGGAUGCAGUUCAAGGAAGCAGCACUGAUUUUGGAUGAAAUGAUUUUCAAGGGUUUUGCACCUCGUUCUGCCAGUAUAUGCAAGUUUGUUGAUAGUUUGUGUGAGGGAAAGAAUGAAGAUUUGUUAUGGUCAGUUUUUAAUAGUCUGGAAAAAGGAAAAAUCAUUGAUGUAGAUUUGUGGCGGAUGGCUGUUGCCUUGGCACUCAAGGAUGAUAAAAUCUCUAGUUCCUUUGAACUUGUUGAUAGUUUAAUAGAUGUUGUGAACUGA